AUGAAGCCGGCAAAGUACAACAUCCUGAUCGAUCUGAAUGGCACGUGCCACAUAGGAGACAAGCCAACCCUGGGAGCAGUCGAGGCAAUGCGGAAGCUUCGAGCUGCUCAGCAGAAAUACCAAGGCCGUCUCAACAUACGCUUCUGCAGCAACACCAGCAAGGAGUCGUCGCAAUCGCUGCUGUCACGCUUGCGUCGGGUCGGCUUUGGUGCAGAUCUGGUAACGGCGCACGAUGUUUUCACCAGUUUGGAUGCUGCAAUUCGCUUAGUAUCUCGUCGCGGGUUGCGACCUUUACUGCUGCUGUCUCAGUCCGCUCAGAGCAGCUUCAGGGCAAACGCAGAUAUUGGCGAGCGUUGCUUCUUUGCCGAUCCAGAGCUGGACCCGGCGAAGAUGAGCGACAACGAGAAAUCGCAGCUGCGAUCUUGCACUGCCGUAGUCAUUGGAUUAUGUCCAGAGCUUAUGACGCAGAGAUGGCUCGACGAGUGCUUUCGCUUGCUAUCGGGCGAGUACGGGAGAAUGAAAUCUGUCGCACUGAUCGCGACGCAUCGUGGCGAAGGUGAAGCGCUGUCAUUAGGGCCUGGUGCGUUUGUGGCGGCGCUGGAAGCUGCUUGUCAUCGUGAUGCCAGCUCAACUACGGUGUGCGGUAAGCCAAGCGAAGCAUUUCUGCAAGAGUGCAUUGCAGGUAUGAUCCGGGACGGUGAGAGCAUGAACGAAUAUACCAACAUCAUUAUCGGAGACGAUCUUGACGCUGACCUCGGCAAAGGCACUUGUCAGCUUGGCCUACAUCGCGUACUGGUGCGCACUGGCAAGUUCAGAGACGGCGACGAUGAGCGCGGAGAAAAUCCAGCCGACGAAGCGCACGACAAUUUUGCGUCGUGGGUCGACACGUUCGUUUGCAACGAACUACGAUGA
This is a messenger RNA of Mycosarcoma maydis (corn smut), 912 nucleotides long. RefSeq lists its product as uncharacterized. The transcript has 4 exons. The record is from RefSeq and is a predicted model, not a curated record. Gene Ontology annotation, molecular function: phosphatase activity. Lineage: Eukaryota; Fungi; Basidiomycota; Ustilaginomycetes; Ustilaginales. Bases 1 to 912 code for a protein of 303 amino acids.